This is a messenger RNA of Beauveria bassiana ARSEF 2860, 2271 nucleotides long. RefSeq names its product Mak10 subunit. Lineage: Eukaryota; Fungi; Ascomycota; Sordariomycetes; Hypocreales; Cordycipitaceae. The coding region runs from base 1 to 2271 and encodes 756 amino acids. Gene Ontology annotation, cellular component: NatC complex. Gene Ontology annotation, biological process: N-terminal peptidyl-methionine acetylation. The record is from RefSeq and is a predicted model, not a curated record. The transcript has 7 exons.
AUGGCGGACUACGCGGUCUGCCCGGAAGAGAUGGCCAGGCUGUCUCUCGCCCAGGAUCCGGAGCAGUACCCGCCGCCAGCUAUUCACAGCCCAGGAGUGAUUCCGGUGGACAUAACGAUCAAGUUUGCCGACGCUGUCAAGACUUUGGAACCGGGUGAGCUAGUAAAAGAUGGCUUCUUUACACUCUUUGAGUCAGUUUCGGCUCUCGAGAUUGGGGACCCUAAAAUGGACAGUGGCUGCGUUGCGCCGGGAGAAAAGUUUGAAGAGGAAUAUGAUGUAUCACGAAAGCUGCUCCCGGAAGAGGUCCUCGGCAUAAUAGACGAGCUCAUUUGUCAUGAAACGCUGUUCACCAGCGUCUAUGUCGAGGCACUAUCCAUGCCUGACCCUGCCAACGUCGGCGAGGCCUUUUUCGUGAGGUCUAGCAGCUCUGAGAGCAGCCUCGAGCCCAUGCUGCAGAUUCUGCGUGCAUACUGCCUUGGCAUGCUCAAGGGCUGCAGCCAUGUGAAUGAGCGCAUAAAGCUGGAACAUUAUUACGAGGAGGAAGAUUUUGUGACAAACACAUACAACCGCACACUCCUUCAACGCGUAUCAACACACGAUGUUCACUCCGUCCUGCGCGAAGCUGAAGAGCUACUUGGUCUCUUGAGGGACCAAGUAUCUCAUGACAUUCUCCAGGGGCUAUCGGCCCGCUUGAAGCUAAGACGCAUAUUCCUAGAAGCUGCAGAGUCGCCAGAGAACAAAGGAGAUUUUGCCAAGGCUCAAGCGCCCUGGAUCGAGGCUGCCGACAUACUCCCUGUCAUUGAAAAUACGCAUGCCCUGGCCAAGGAUGUCGAUGAAGCCUUUUCGGCAAAGCUGCAGCGAAAGCUGGCUAGUACUAUGCCUCCCCGACCCAUUGUGCAGAUCGACUUCAAGGAGGCUUUUGGGCAUCUCUCCCGGAUGUUUGAGGAUGGCGGCGAGGUCGUUAACGUGCUCAAGUAUACCGACUCGCAGUGUCUUUUGACCUUUGUGUCGACAUUUCAAGCAAAAAAGCCCCAGCCGCUUGUAUACGUGAGAACUCUCCUGCAAACAUUUCUCUUUGACGAAAUGCAGAUUCUCGGAUGCAUGAGUAUUCGACAGCUUUUGGACGACGACCUUUCCAUCCUCACACUCCCCGCCAGUCCGCUUCUUGCGCGCAGCAAUGAUGACAUCGAGGCUGUCGAAGAUGUGCGCUUCGUAAUGUCCCAGCAAACGGAACUCUUUCGCGAGCGCGCCGCGCAACCUUACCUCGACAUUCUGCGCACCUUUUGCCAGAACCGCUGCCGCAUCCGUCGCACGCUCUGCCACCUCAUUCGCGACUGGGAGAACCUGCAGAUGGAUGCCGAGGACAUUGACCACCUCAUUCAGCUCAAGACCAAGGAGCGGCCCCUCGUGCAUCGCGCCUCCAUGAUGAGCAGUUCUGCCCGGCCCGUCGAAUCCUACGCCCUCGCACUCUCUUCAUGGACCUAUCUCUACAAGCUGCGCCUCAUGGAGACGAUUGUGCAGCUGGGGUUCGAGCUUGAGGUCUAUCAGCCGGACGAGCACCUCGCCAUGUACUGGUACCUCAACUACCUCGCCAAAAGCCGCCUGCAACAUGCGGAGCGCAUCAAGUCCUUCAUCAUCCACCGCGCCGAGGAGGCUCGCACCUCGCCCACCACGGACCCCGACGCGACGAAGCAGCUUCAGCGCGCCCUCGCCUCCACGCGCCUCACCCUCCUCGACGCCGCCGUUACCUGGGAGCUAUCCGACGUUCUUGCAUGCCUGCACACCGUCCUCGCGCGACACAAGCUCGUGCGUGCUGCCGCCCGACCUUAUAGCAACGACGAGUUGCGCCACAACCUGCGUAUGAAACCCUUUGCGGCCAUCGGCCUGCCCUCCCUACCCUCCUUUGCCGAGUUCGCCGCGGGGUGCCGCCAGCCGCAGACGCCCUCGGACGAGCUCCUGGCGUACGGCGAGCGCGCGCUGGUCGGCGCCAAGAGGGGCUUCGAGGCCCUCAGCAGGCUCUCCGCCGAGGAGUCGUUUUCUGUGGGCUCGCAUGAGCGCUGGGUGGCGGGCGUCAAGAACGGCCUCAAGUCGUGCAUCGCCACGGGCAUUGCCAUUACGACGCUGCAGAAGGCGCUGGCAGGCUUGGGUGAGAAGGCGAGCGAGGGGCUGCAGGGAAAGGCGCCGCUGGGCUUGACGGUUGAAAUUCCCGCGCCGGACAAGGCAUACCACCCGUCAUGGAUUGUACCCAGAAUAACAGUUAUACCCAGUUGA